Molecule: messenger RNA, 4443 nt
Organism: Perca flavescens (yellow perch)
Lineage: Eukaryota; Metazoa; Chordata; Actinopteri; Perciformes; Percidae
Gene: mntb
Product: MAX network transcriptional repressor b
Exons: 6
Coding region: 217-2052 (611 amino acids)
Biological process (GO): regulation of transcription by RNA polymerase II
Molecular function (GO): DNA-binding transcription factor activity, RNA polymerase II-specific; protein dimerization activity; RNA polymerase II cis-regulatory region sequence-specific DNA binding
Source: RefSeq, a predicted model, not a curated record
UUUUUUUUUUUACGUAUGCGAGGAUCUACUUUCUGUUUGGACGGAUUGAAAAUUUACCGUCUGCUUUCAGGAGAAGCACAGGCGACAAUAAGCUCGGGCCUGCGGGUGUGAACCGUGCACACGGCGCUUCCUACCGGGACACUACCUACCCCCUCGGCCUUUUUUCCUCCUUCCGUCCCGGGCCACCGGGUCGCUUGCCGUCAGGGUUUACGCGCAAUGAGCAUCGAUACACUUCUGGAGGCGGCCAGAUAUUUGGAAUGGCAAGCCCAGCAACAACAGAUCACACGUGAAGAGGAGCAGCACAGAGAGAAGGAGCUCAUCAACAGGGAGGCGGAGUUGAGGCGUGUGGAACUUGUGACCUCGUUGUCUCAACCAAUCAGAGCCAACCAUGUCACUUGGGGCGAUGACACUCACCAUCAACAGCUGCAUCAUCCUCUUGCCCCUCCGCCCCCUUCUCUCCCACCUCAGGUCCCUAUUGCUGUCAUCCCAAUGGUCCCAGUUGUCACUGCGUCACCCUCUGUACCGCCCCUUCCGCUUACAACGCAGAUUGCUGCAGCAGCAACGUCGCUGAAUGGCUCACCACCAGCCAAGAACGCCUCCUCCCCCCCGCAGCAGCAGCAGCAGCAGCAGCAGCAGCAGCAGCAACAGCAACAGCAACAACAGCUGGCCUCUCCUCACCUGCUGUGCGCCUCCCAGAUCAAGUUAGAAAGUAGUCCAGAGCUGAUUAGUGCAAAGCCCACCCAAUCACAGCCUCAGGUUCAGAUUCAGUACUCAACCUCCAUCAGCACGAAUGGCUCUCAACAUGCACUGGUUCACCAUCAAGCUCCACCUUCAUCUCAGCUGCGGCCUAAUGGAGUAACGAUGGAGGACCUGAGGGCGAUGGAAGGGAAGAGGAGACCAGGAGGAGCGGGGACCAGAGAGGUGCAUAAUAAACUGGAGAAGAACAGGCGAGCGCACCUCAAAGAGUGUUUUGAGACACUGAAGAAGAACGUUCCAAAUGUUGACGAGAAGAAAACCUCCAACCUCAGUGUUCUCCGCAGCGCUUUGCGUUACAUACAGACUCUGAAGCGUAAGGAGAAGGAGUAUGAGCACGAGAUGGAGCGUUUGGCCAGAGAGAAAAUCGCAACGCAGCAGCGGCUGACCGAGCUGAAGAACGAGCUCAGCCAGUGCAUGGAUGUUAUCGAGAUCGACAGAGUCCUCCGACAAACUAUGCAGCCGGAGGACGACCAGGUCUCCACCUCCACCGCCUCAGAAGGAGAGGACAACUUUGAGCAGGACAUUGAUGAGGAUUUCCCCGCUCCUCCUGCUCCCACGUCCCUCCCCAAACCAACACCUCCCAUCUUACACGCCCAGCCGCUCCUCACCUCUCACCUGUCAAUCCAGCAUGCCACCCUGCCUCUUUCUGGAGUCCUGACCACGCCCUCCCCCUCCGCUACCCAUCAAGCCAUCGCGCCUGCUCCGGCCCCAGGUCUGCUGCCCGCCCAUCCCAUUCAGCCCCCGGCAAUGCAGGUCCAGCCCACCGUCAUCGCUCAUGCCGCCGUCUCCCACCCUUCAGUCAUCCAGGCUGUCAACCACGGCCUGCCAGCAAAUCACAAGCACCUAAUGCACAUCGCCCCGUCACCUGGCCCCAUCUCCUCCAUCCCUCAGCCAAUCGCAGCAGCACCCGCUGCCGCCACGCACCAGUCGCUAGCUGCCCAGCCGAUCGGACACAUCACCGUUCACCCGGUGGCUCACCUGGGAGGUCCCCUGCCAUCCCACCUCCCGACUCUCUACCCCCAGGGCGUGUCUGUCUCCCAGUCCACCAUGGUGGGCCACAUCACUCACACCUUCACCCAUCACACCCUACCGCACGUCCAGGCUAAUCCUCAAGUUAACACUAAUGGAGCCCAGGUGACCAGCGCAGCCGUGAUCAGCCAGGGGAGCCCGUCGCUAGGGAAACCGACAGCAGUUCUGGCCCCCCACCCGCAGCUGGUUGGACAGGCUGCCGUCCUCAACCCUGUCACCAUGGUUACAGUCCCAACCUUUCCUGUCAGCACACUCAAACUUGCCUGAAGGAAUGAAAAAAAAAAAAAAAAAAAAAGGGGUGGGACUGAUGGAAGUUAGUUGAAGGAGAGGAAGAUUCAGAACCUCCUGGAGGAGUUUUCACACUCCUAUCAAUAAUCAAUAGCAGAGAAUCUUUGAGAGACAAAAUCAACUUUUUUGGACAACUUGUGACAACCGAGAUAUUUCGGUCACAGCUCUGUUAGUUUGUGAACACUGACAUUGAAGCGGAGUCCGUGGAUCAGGCCAUUGUUUGUGAAAAUAAGACUGUGACAUUUGUCUGUGCUGCAAAGACAGGAACUCUGUUUUACCUUCCUUCCUUGCCUUCUUCUCUCCUUUCUUUCCUUCCUCCUCCCCUUCCUUUACAACCAAAAGCACUAACAUAAUAAGCUCAGUUCACACUCAGGCAUCAAGGAUUUACCUUAACUAUUCAUUCACUCAUUGAGGGAAAAUGCAGGAGAGAGAGUUGUUUGUCGUUAGACUGUUGCCAAGGCAAUAUAGUGUGUGCCCGUAUUUGUAUUUAUAUCAUGAUGUCACGUGGGACAUAUUGGUGGAAUGAUGUCACUGAUGUGUUUGAGAGCAGGAGGAGGGAGCUCGGAAACUCACUGAUCCGAAUGAAUUACAGACAGGUGUGAUCAGGUGGGGAGUAGACAACAUUGCAUUGUCUUCUUAAUUUCUGAUGCAUUUCUUUACUUUUUGACGUCGGGAAAAGUAGUUCCCAGACAGGAAAGUUACUAAUUUAUAUUGCCUCUAAAAAAACAACAAAUCCUUUGCUUUUGCCUCCGAUCUUGCUCCAUGAACUUACCGUUGAGCCCUCUCCGUCUUCCUCCAAAUGAAGGUUGCUCACCACUGCACUUGGCACCAAACACCUUGCAAAUAGUUUAAGAAAAAUAAUGGACAGUGCAAUAAUAAAACCAGAUCCAAUCUGCACGACAAAAAGAAGGAAAAACAAACAACCUCGUUGCCCCAUUCAACAGUGAAGUUAUUUUAUCCACCACCCCUUAUGGCUUUCUUUUUGGAGGGCGAGGUUUGCUCAACAUACAGACGCAGCCGUUUUUACUGGCUUUGUGGAGAAGUCCAGAGACAACUUGACCUUUGCCUGUUGGUCACUGGAGAUUGUAUUUCCUUGUAGGAAGUUCACCAAACUACAGAUUUCAAGGUCGAGCAACAAGUUUGAGAUAAGCAGUCCGAAAGAAAAGACUUAAAAGUACCAUUGGAAAACCAAGUUAGGAUUAGAAAAUGUUGAAAAAGUAAUUCAUGCAGUCAGUUAAAUGUAUAAAGGUGGUGCACUCCACUUGUGAUGUGAUUAACUGCCCCACAGUGAAAGGCUUGGCCAGAAUUAAAUGUCAUGUUUUCAAACCAGUCAAGGCCAGUUAUGGACUGUUUGGACAUCAUGCUGAACACAAAUCUACAUUAUCGCAAAUGCCUGAUAUUUGGGUGGUGAAUUUAAUGUCAAAGACAGAAAAGAUCCCGUACAACUGCUCUCAAAACAUUGUGUGACAGGUUUUUCUCUGUAGGGCUACGCAGGUUUUCAUCCUCUUCACUCUGAUGCAACAGCUCCCUCUGCUGCCUCAUCCCAGAACUCAUACUGAUGUUACACACACACACACACACACACACACACAGCACUUGGGCACGACACAAACUUCCACAGGCUUUUCAAACGGUGAUAGACAUGUUGAGUGUAGUUCACUUUUGACCCUUAAAACAAGAAAACACUCCUGACUUACUUCUUCUGCUGCAUCAUAUUACAUACAGUGUGGGACUUUGGUCACGUGAGAUACUCUUAACUGCCGAAAAGAUUGUGAGAUGUGGAUGAAAGCUCAAGAAAAGCUAGUAAGUGGAUCUUGAGUUAAGAUUAUUUUUUUGUCCAACUAGGAGAGAUACAUUUGUUUCAAUUAAAGGUUUUGAAAAGUUUGGAUAUAGCACAAAAUAUUAAGAAGACGGGCGAAAGUAUUGUUUAGGCCUAAGAUCAGUUUACAUUUUAUUGCAGUUUUGUGAAGAAUAAUUUGGCAGCGACGUGACCUUUUUCCAAAAACAAACCAUAUUGAACACCAUGCCAAAUCCUCUGCUCCAGUGAAGAAAAGUCAGUUUCAAAAUGGAAAAUGUGUUGACACCCACUAUUCUCUGUGUGUAUGUCUAUGUAUGUUUAUGUGAACACAUUUAAAACAUUUAUGGCUUCACAGCCUUCUUGCCAGCCUAUACAUGUCAUACCAUGAAAUCUUCCAUCAGUGUAUGUGUAUGUAGUCAAUGUUGCGUGGAUCUGCUCCUCGCCUCUUCUGCUGUUUAUGUUAUGUCUGUAUAUGUGACUGUAUUCAAUAUGUUUUAUAUUCUGUACUAUAGUUAAUCCUACUGUACCUGUAGCGUGUGUGUGUGUGUGUGUGUGUGUGUGUGUGUGUGUGU